Molecule: messenger RNA, 3563 nt
Organism: Sipha flava (yellow sugarcane aphid)
Lineage: Eukaryota; Metazoa; Arthropoda; Insecta; Hemiptera; Aphididae
Gene: Su(dx)
Product: E3 ubiquitin-protein ligase Su(dx)
Exons: 14
Coding region: 577-3174 (865 amino acids)
Biological process (GO): ubiquitin-dependent protein catabolic process
Molecular function (GO): ubiquitin protein ligase activity; protein binding
Source: RefSeq, a predicted model, not a curated record
UUCGCGCGUUACUACGUCGGACAUUGUUUUACAGCUACCGCGUGCAGUCGCCGCGCAGCUCCGUUCGCGUUCGUUCCGCUGUUCCGACGUUUCGUUUUCACCUGAAUGAUACGCGAUCCAAGAGUGGGCGCACGUGAGCGCACACGCACAUCGCUAACCAAGCAAACGCACUGCGCGUUCCGAUAACGUUAACGAUUGUGUAACGGCGGACUCCCAGUACGCGAUUGAUAUUUUAAUCGGACGUUGUAUACAUUAUUAUCGGUGCGUACGUAAUCACCGUACCUGACCAUCAUUUACUUGUACUAUCGUCGUCGUUGUUGCGCUUUGCUCGCGGUGUACGCGGUCUCGUCGAUAUUGAUGCGUCGGUCUGACGCGUUUUUCUCGGCUAUCAUCCGCUACCGAUCGAUAUUCGGGAUUAGUCGCGUCGCUCCGAUCUGUGCACGUGAUUUCACCCUCGAAUUCCGAGGUCCGAAUAUCAUGUGUCAGAAUCAUCGUCGUUGGCGAUCAACCAGUGAAAUAAUUGAUGAUAAAGAAUUGAAUGCUUUUAAAAUAGAGUUGUGAAAUAUUCUUGCUGUCAUGAAUUCUCUUGUUGAUAAUUUAUCAAACUGUACAGUAACGACUCAUGAUAGAGUUGUUUCUCCUUCAAAUCAAAAUUUCUUCCAACUCCUUGUAACAAUUGAAAGUGGGCAUUUAAAAAACAAUGGUGGAUUGAUAAAACCACAUCCAUAUGUGGAACUUAAUGUUGAUGAUUUCAAAAGACAUAAAACAGAAGUUAUCAAAAAUACUUAUCAACCCAAAUGGAACGAAGAAUUUACUGUACUUGUUACUCCUUACUCAAUAUUGCAUUAUCGUGUAUUAGAUUAUUAUAAAUUUCAAAAAGAUGUACUAAUAGCUGAAAAAAGUAUAAGUCUAUAUGAUAUUUUAUCUAAUUAUAAUGGUGUCUGUGAUAAUUUGGAGCUAACAAUUGAUUUAAUGCGAGCACGUCAUAAUGAUCAUCUUGCAACAAGUUCAUCUGCUACCAACAAUUUGGUCAAGGUCGGGGAAUUAGUUACCAUAUUGAAUGGUUUUCAAAUAGAUAUGUCUCAAGUUUCGAAUCCCCCCAGAGAACCAAGCACCAGUACUAAUCACCAAAUAGGAUUAUCAAAUGGAUAUUUCAGCUAUGGAGUUAGAGUACGUAAUCGUAAUGCAACAGCUAAUGCAUCACCACCGAUCUUACUAACAGAUUCGAAUAUAUCAAAUAAUCAUACAAAUAAUGCAUUGACUAACAACAUAUUGACAAAUAAUCGUAGUCCUCCAACAUCAGCAGUGCAAAGUAGUCCAGCUGAAGGGACUAUUACCAUUCAUCAUCAAAAUGGACCUGUUACUUUACCAAUUGAUGAACCGUUACCUGCUGGUUGGGAAAUGAGAUUUGAUGCAUUUGGACGACAAUAUUAUGUAGAUCAUAAUACUAAAUCAACUUCUUGGGAACGACCUCAGCCAUUACCAGCAGGUUGGGAACUAAGAAGAGAUAACCGUGGACGUAUUUAUUAUGUGGAUCAUAAUACACGUACUACUACAUGGCAACGUCCUAACAGUGAAAGAUUACAACAUUACCAGCAUUGGCAAGGCGAAAGAGCGCAUGUAGUUCAACAGGGAAAUCAGCGAUUCCUUUAUCCACAACAUGCAGUGGGAACAGGUUCAGGACCAAAUAAUAGACAAAGUGCUACAGGAGCAUCAACUACAAACCCAGUUCUUGAUGAAGAAGAUCGUAUGGGAAAGUUACCUAAUGGUUGGGAAAAGCGUGUACAACCUGAUGGUAGAUGUUAUUUUGUAAAUCAUAAAAGUCGCAUUACUCAAUGGGAAGAUCCACGUACUCAAGGAACCGAAUUGGUAAUUGAUAACUCUGAUCUACCAACUGGCUGGGAAGUAAGAAAAACAACUGAUGGAAUUAGAUAUUUUGUUGAUCAUAAUACUCAUACAACUACAUUCGAAGAUCCUCGUAAUGUACCAUCUAUUCAUUGUUUAUCUGGUCCUUAUGGGGUACCCGCUGCAUAUGAAAGGUCAUUCCGUUGGAAACUUAGUCAAUUUCGAUAUUUGUGUCAGAGUAAUGCAAUAUCAAGCCACAUCAAGAUAACUGUUUCUAGACAAACUUUAUUUGAAGAUUCUUAUCAUCAAAUAAUGAGAUCUGCUGCUUAUGAAAUGAGAAAACGUUUAUAUAUAGUCUUUCGUGGAGAAGAAGGCUUAGAUUAUGGUGGUGUUUCUCGAGAAUGGUUCUUUUUACUCUCUCACGAAGUACUUAACCCAAUGUAUUGUUUAUUUGAAUACGCAAACAAAAACAAUUACAGUCUUCAAAUAAAUCCUGCUUCUUAUGUUAAUCCAGAUCACUUGUUAUACUUUAAAUUUAUUGGACGUUUUAUAGCAAUGGCUUUAUAUCAUGGUCGAUUUAUUUAUUCUGGUUUCACCAUGCCGUUUUAUAAACGUAUGUUGAACAAAAAACUCACCAUGAAAGAUAUUGAGUCAAUUGAUCCAGAAUUUUAUAACUCAUUGGUUUGGGUUCGUGAUAAUAAUUUAGAAGAAAGUGAUAUUGAAAUGUUCUUUGGGGUUGAUUUUGAAGUCCUUGGUCAAGUUGUCCAUCAUGAAUUGAUAGAAAAUGGAGAUAAAGUACAAGUUACUGAUGCUAACAAAGAUGAAUAUAUUAGACUAAUGACUGAAUGGCGAAUGACUCGUGGUAUUGAAGAGCAAACACAAGCAUUGUUGGAUGGAUUCAAUGAAGUUGUUGCAUUGGAAUGGUUGAAAUAUUUUGAUGAACGUGAACUUGAACUCAUGCUGUGUGGUAUGCAGGAAAUUGAUGUUGAAGAUUGGCAACAACACACUAUCUACAGACAUUAUAAUCGCACCAGCAAGCAAAUUAACUGGUUUUGGCAGUUUGUUAAACAAGCUGACAAUGAAAAACGAGCAAGACUGUUACAAUUCGUGACUGGAACGUGUAGAGUCCCAGUUGGUGGAUUUGCUGAAUUAAUGGGGAGCAAUGGUGCGCAGAGAUUCUGCAUUGAGAAAGUAGGCAAGGAAACGUGGUUACCUCGAUCUCAUACAUGUUUCAAUCGAUUAGACUUGCCACCAUAUAAGAGCUAUGAUCAAUUAGUUGAAAAGCUCAACUACGCGAUUGAGGAGACUGAAGGUUUUGCUCAAGAAUGAAACACAAAUAUAUUCAGGUUAAUGUUCCCUCAGUUGUUACGAUUUUAAAUAUAUAAAUAUAAUAAAGUAAAUUAAUAUUUACAAAACGGAACAUUGAUAUCAUAACCUUAGAACAUAAAAAUAACGGUGAAACCGUAUUUGACCUUUAAAAGGUUUAAAAAUACAUUCCUCAAUUAUUUUCUGUUUUUAUUUUUAUGCAUUGUUAAUUAUUUUUGGAAUUAGUAUUUUUAUUCAUUGAUGUUUCUUAUAUUGUUGUAUCCCUCCCAAUCAUAUAGUUACUAUUACUCAUAGAUUUAAGAACUGUGUUUUUAUAAAUAAGGGCAUGUAUGUAAUUAAUUCAAAGUUAUGUUUAAUGUAAUGUUUGUGAAUGCAAAGUUUAAUGUAUAAAA